Messenger RNA from Vespa mandarinia (Asian giant hornet), 1434 nucleotides. Its product is annotated as ribokinase. Gene Ontology annotation, cellular component: cytosol. Gene Ontology annotation, molecular function: ribokinase activity. Lineage: Eukaryota; Metazoa; Arthropoda; Insecta; Hymenoptera; Vespidae. The record is from RefSeq and is a predicted model, not a curated record. Gene Ontology annotation, biological process: D-ribose metabolic process.
AGACAACUUUUUUGUAUAAAUAUAAGUCCGUUAAAGUAAAACUUUUUUAUAGAUAGGUUAGGUUAGAUGAAGUUACGAGUAUGAUUGUACUUAUUUUUUGGUUUAUUUAAUUCAUUAAUUAAUAUAAUAUUUUUUGAUAGAGAAAAACAGAAUUAUAUACAAAGGUUUUCUACAGUUGUUCCGUGAAAGUAAAGACAUUUUGUAUAAUAAUCUCGUUUAAGACGUUUGCAAAGUUUAAUUCAUCGAAAAACGAUAACAUUAAUAUCUUUAAUUAUCCAAAUAAUUUUGUGAAAAUAAUGAGUACGAAUAUAGUUGUCCUUGGUUCAUGUAUGAUAGACUUUACUUGCUAUGCAUCUCGCUUACCAAAACCUGGAGAGACUAUAUUUGGUAGCGAAUUUAAAAUAAAAUAUGGUGGGAAGGGUGCUAAUCAAUGUGUGAGUGCUGCUAAACUUGGUGCAACAACGACGCUUAUUGGAUCAUUGGGUAACGACAAUUAUGCAAAAACUUAUUUGGAUAUAUUGAAAAAGGAAAAUGUAGAUACUGCUUAUAUUCAAAUACAAAAGGAUAAACAAAGUGGAAUAGCUCAUAUUACAGUUGCUAAUAACGGAGAAAAUAGUAUAGUGGUCGUACCAGGAGCUAAUGACCUUUUAAGCGUUGAUCAAGUUAUAUAUUCUACCGAUUUAAUUAAAAAUGCCACGGUCUUACUAUGUCAAUUUGAAUCACCAUUAGACGCUACUUUGCAAGCUUUACGAAUCCAUAAGGGCCAUGGGCUUUCAAUUGUGAAUGGUUCACCGGCCGUAGAGAAUAUCCAUCCAGAGAUUUUCGAAUUGUGCGACAUAUUUUGUAUUAACGAGACCGAGGCCGAAUUAAUAACAGGAGUACAACCACUGAUGUUAUCGAAUGCGCAAAAUGCAAUCGACAUUUUAUUUUCUAAAGGCUGUAAUAUGAUUAUACUUACUCUUGGAUCUUUAGGCGCCGUUUAUGCUUCUAAAGAGAACAGAAAGAUAACUCAAAUCUCAACAACAAAAGUCGAUCCUAUUGAUACUACUGGAGCAGGAGACGCAUUUCUGGGUAGUCUAAGCUACUUUAAAGCGUAUCAUCCUCAUUUGUCGACGAAGGAAUGCAUUAGCAGAGCUUGCAAGAUCGCUACGGAGACGGUAUUAAAAAUUGGUACGCAAGAAAGUUUCCCAAUGAAGAGUGAUCUUCCGCAGGAAUUAUUUAUAUAAUACUUUUUAUUAUUAUUAUUAUUAUUAUUAUUAUUAUUAUUAUUAUUAUUAUUUUUUUUUUUUUUUUUUUUUUUUGGACAUAUAACCCUUUAAACGAGUGAAUGAUCUAUGUAAGGAUUUCAUUGUUAUUAUAGUAAAAACGGUAAAACUAAUGAGUUGUAUACGUUUAGAUUCCUCAUUGAUAAUAAAGUGAAAUUUACGUAAGGAA